AUGGGGCGAGAUUCGUUUGGGUGAUGAAGCCGUCGAUGCCAGUGAACCGAGUGAUUUAUGUUGACAUAACGAAAUGUAAUGCGGACAGGGAAUUAUUAGCGAAAGUCAGAAACCAAAGAACGUAGAUGUUCAUUUAAUUGAUGAUAUAUUGAUCUAGUUCUGAUGGAAGUUUUUGUAACUGUUAUUAUAGACAGUUGACAUUUCGAUGGUUUUACGGAUUAUUCGAAUCAAUUGAGAUUUCAACUUUUCUGGCGAUGAUAGAGGAUAAUUGUAAUUUUAAUAUAUCGACAAAUUACUUGAGUACAAUCCGUCAUGUCCCAAAAUGACUGUCAAUUGGACUACAAGUUAAUGACCAAGGACAAAAUCCAGGAGGCAAUGAUGAUCCAGGCGGAGACCAUGAAGCAGGAGUGCCUAGCGAUAGGGAUGGGGAUGUUCGAAGAGCCAGGUGCUCCAGAAGAGAUCCAGUUACUCUUCAGAGAAAUCAUAAAGGACGGUUCCACGAUCGUAGCUGUUGACAAACAAACCGGGGAACUGGGAGCUGUGGCAUUUACUAAGAUACAUGCUAGACCGAGGGAAGGUGUUAAGGACCCACUGGAUGACUUUAUAGGAGAAAAUCUAAAGAAGAAAUCGUGCCAGGAAUUAGUGAAGUUUCUCGGUGACUUGGAAAGCAGCGUCGACAUUUUUGAGAAGUACAAUGUUGACGGUGCAAUGGAAUUAUUUUAUUUAGGCACGAAUCCACGGUACCAAGGUAGAGGAAUCGGUUGUGAGAUCGUGAAGAAAUGCAUAGAAUUCGCUAGAGGCCUUGAAAAUGGCACCACGAAGAGAAGCCCUAUUGACAAUGAGACCGUCAAUGAGGAAGUGAUACCAAAAUUGAUAUUCGGCGUGUUCUUGUCAAACUACAGUCAACGAAUUGCCGAUAAACUAAAUUUUGAGACUAUACGCGAGGUAAGGUACGAAGAUUUUAUUAUUGGGGGCAGGAAACUCUCUGAAAGAAUAGGCGACACCCACAAAACAGCCAGAUUGCAAGUUUUGAAGUUGUAAGUAUUCAAGCUAGAAAGGAAAAUGUUGAACAAGUUAUUUUAUAACGUUAUAUAUAAUCUACACUAUAAGCACUUGUAAUAUAUUACCAACAAUGUUAACCUUUUGCGGACGAAAACUCUUUUAAAGUGCACAAAGCUGACAACAUAUGAAACUAAAUUAUAUCUCGAAUACUUAAACAAUAGAAAAAAAGGAAACUAUACAGUGAUCUCUUGCUAUUCAAGUGAGUAAAUCAUUCGUUUGCAACUUAGUAUUCCAAAUAUUAACAUUUCAUAUCACCAAGAUGUCGACGUUCGUUCGCAAAGGGUUAACAAUAGAUUCACUCCAUUGUAUAUAAGAAAUUUGUAUAUAAAUAUUAAUGCACUAUCAUAUAUGAAACACUAGAACUUUAGUCUAACAGGAAGAUAAUUAAUAUUCCAUAUUAUUAAAUACUUAAUAUAAAUAUUAAUCAACAUUUCAGAAUCUUGAGAAAAUCAUUUAGACAUGAUACACAUGUCUGUUAAGUAACCUCAUCUUUUUAUGCGACCUUACAUGUUGUUAAAUUAUUAGUCUGUAAUUUCUCAUUUCACGCAUCAUUAAUUAUAUUGUGUACACAAAAAUGUAUAAACAAUACAGAACUGUACCAAAUAACAAUU
Molecule: messenger RNA, 1673 nt
Organism: Nomia melanderi (Alkali bee)
Lineage: Eukaryota; Metazoa; Arthropoda; Insecta; Hymenoptera; Halictidae
Source: RefSeq, a predicted model, not a curated record